AAAAUAUUGAAAAAAAUCUUUAUUGUAGGAAAAAUUGGAGAAAACAUUGUUGAAAAUGAAGAAUGGGUACGAUAAGUCACAAUGGGAAAAUGAAAUGUUAACUAAAGAGAAUGAUAAAUUGGUAAGGCUUACAUAACUUAAUAAAUAAAAAAAAAUAAUAACAAAAAUAAAUUGAAUUAAAAAUAGAAACAUGCGAAAGAAACAUUGACAUUGGUGCAAGUAGAACAGUUACUCGAUGAGAAGUUAAAAAAAUUAGGAGACGACAUUAUUAGCAAUAUCAACCCAAACCAUAGCCAUCCACCAGAAAUGUCAUCUCCAAUCAAUCCAGAGAGAAAAGUAAAUGGAACUUCUCUUAAGGCAGGGACUAGCAAUACGAAACCAAACAAUAGCCAUCAGUCCGUAAAUCCAUCUUCAGCAGUAGAUUCAGAUGAUGAGAUAAAGCUAGAGUGUAGCGAGUGGUGGUGUCCUAAGUGCAGCCAAUUCAAAGAUUUACUGAAGAUUAUCAAACCUAUGAAUGAGAAAGAUGAGUCAAUUAUUAAAAAAGCCAAAUCCCGUCAUUCGUAUUGGUCCAACGGAGGAGAGGUUCGAUGUUGCACGUAUGACCGCAAAGCACCAAAAAGAUCAUAUGAGAGACCAUCAUGUUGGCCAUCGGUGACGCCAUCUUAUAAUGAUAUAGAUCAGCUAACUGAUUGCUUUAAAUCAAUGUUAAAAUAAAAUAUAAU
Molecule: messenger RNA, 722 nt
Organism: Acyrthosiphon pisum (pea aphid)
Lineage: Eukaryota; Metazoa; Arthropoda; Insecta; Hemiptera; Aphididae
Exons: 3
Coding region: 307-714 (135 amino acids)
Source: RefSeq, a predicted model, not a curated record